CGUAAGAGCGGCGUAAACUACGUGAAAGACGCAAGGAAUAAAAACGAAAACAACAAAAAGUUGAAGUAUGUGAAUUAUAGCUAAAAUUAACGAAAAUCGAAGUGAAGUGAAUGCCGGUUAAAGCAAAGUCUAUUAUGAUUAAAUGUUGAGUGUUAAACAGUGAGUGCGUGUGCGAAUUACGCUUAAAAGUGAAAGCUAAUAAACAAAAUAGCGCGAAAUCAACAUCAACAAAAUAACAAACAACGCUAUUGCGAAAAUAGUUCACCGACUACGGAUAAAGAAAAAAACAUCCACAUUAAUUAAAUUUAUUUUCUAUACUAUAAAUAACGGACCAAGCACCUCUGGGAUAAUGCAUUAGACGAGCAAGGCGAAGGACUUGGACAAAAAUGUUGCAGCGCCCCAAUUGGCAGUGGGCCACAUAACGUCGCCCCUUCCUCCACCACACACACACACAUAAACACAUUCAGCAUCCUGUGAGUCAAAUUCAAAGCAUGGCGACGCCCACGUCAAUAGAAGUCUUCAGUUGCCUGGCGCUUUUGCUCGGCGCUUUCAUCAGCAGCGGCUACUGCAUAGACUGUUUCAAGUGCGUCUCAUAUAAUGGCGCCAAUAAGGCGUGCGAUGAUCCAUUUCACAAUAAUUAUUCCACCGCCAUUCUGGAGUCGCCCUGCAUGGGCGGUCGCAAAGGACGCGAUGGCCUCUUUCCGGCAACGGCAUGCAUUAAAAUCGCCGGAUAUUAUGAUGACACCGGCGAGACGAUAACUGUGCGAGGCUGCGCCUUGGACAGCGGGACACUGACAACAGACACAGAGAUUAUAAGAAUGUCGCAUUGUGGUAAAUUCUACUAUGAUAACAGAUACGUGCAUGGCUGCCUUCAGAGCUGCAGUGACGCGGAUGCUUGCAAUGGCAGCCACCCAAAGGACGCCGUCGAGUCCUUAUUACUUAGCGUUGCGCUUCUCCUUUUGCUUGCAAGGUAGCAGUGACAACAACAACCAAUGCAGCAACAACAACAACAAAAAGAAGGAAAAGAACACGAAGAAAAGGAGGUGAAGCUUGUAGCAUCCUAUGGAAGUUAAAGGGAUUUAGCUAAAGUGAACGUGAAAAAGCAUUUAAUAUAAUUCAGCUGCGCGAAUAUUUUUACACUACUCAUACGCUAUCCCUUCCCCAUCUCUCUCACAUUGGCAAUCCCUUUCUCUCUCUCUCUUUCUCUCAGUGUCUACAAUUGCACCUUACCGUAAGUGCACGCACACUCUAACACUAACUGAAACACAAAAACACAGACGUGGAUGACACAGGAUUACAAAAUAAACGAAAGAAAUGCAUAAAUAUUUAUAUGGAAUUCAUCAAGCAAUUAUGUGAUUUAUAAAUGAAUAUUUAACAACUAUUUAACAAUAAUUGAUGAAAAGCAAAAGCGAAAUGAGAAAUUUCUAACUAAAGUAAAUUAAAAGAAAACCAAAAACAAAAAACGAAAA
This is a messenger RNA of Drosophila sulfurigaster albostrigata, 1469 nucleotides long. RefSeq lists its product as uncharacterized. The transcript has 7 exons. The record is from RefSeq and is a predicted model, not a curated record. NCBI's taxonomy places the organism in Eukaryota, Metazoa, Arthropoda, Insecta, Diptera, Drosophilidae. Bases 492 to 974 code for a protein of 160 amino acids.